UGAAGCUCUGAGCAAAAAAAAAACCCAGAAUAUCUUCCAAUUUUUAUAAGUAUUUAUAAUUAUUUUUUUUUUUAGUUUUAUUACUCUUCAUUUUAUUAUUUUUUUUCUUUUUGAGAAAACACAUGCCAACAACACAACCAACAACAGCAACACCUGGAGUUGCUUCUACGCAAAUAGACUAUAAAUAUUAUUAUAAAGAUCCACUAGAAAAAGAAUUACCUCCAACACCAAUUGAAAAUGAAUAUACUAAAAAUGGAGCAUCGGACGAGUCUGCUGGUAGCUUUGACGGUAGCAAUUCUCAUUAUUCGUCAGAGGACGAGAACGACCAUUUUCAUCCCGCUAGUGAAAAUCUCGAUAAUGAUACCUUAAUGCAUGGAUACGAUAAUAAUUUGCUUCAAGUGGAAAAUAACGGUCCAACAAUAUUACGUGAUUCGCCCGUACCUUCGGAACUACCAGUGUAUUCCCCACCAGACGAAGAUAUUCAACAUAAAGAAUCCGUAAGAAAAAAGCCUGAAAAAACCGCAUCUCGAGAAGUUCCUCGACAGCGUCAGCAAGCUUCAAAUUAUUCCCCUCCUGUCAUUACUACUUCAGAUCCGAAUGGCGAAACAAUUUCAAAUAACACAACUGUAUCAGAUACUAGUAGUCAUAUAAAAGUUAAACCAAAAAAGGUUUUGGGUAAUUAUACUUUGACAAAAACUUUAGGUGCUGGUAGUAUGGGAAAAGUAAAGUUAGCUGUUCAUUCACUAACUGGAGAAAAGUUGGCUGUAAAAAUAAUUCCACGUUCACAUCCAUCUGAUAAAGACUCUUCUUCAAAAGAUGAUAACAAAGAAACUCGCACUAUUCGCGAGGCAUCAAUAAUGCUUUUGUUACAUCAUCCUUAUAUAGUACAGCUUAGGGAGGUUAUGGUACUACCACACCAUUAUUAUAUGUUUUUUGAAUACGUAAAUGGUGGACAAAUGUUAGAUUACAUUAUCAGUCAUGGAAAAUUAAAAGAGAAGCAUGCAAGAAAAUUUGCUAGACAAAUAGCUAGCGCUUUAGAUUACUGUCACAGAAAUUCCAUUGUGCAUCGAGAUUUGAAAAUAGAAAAUAUCCUAAUAUCUAAAUCCGGCUCCAUUAAGAUAAUUGAUUUUGGUUUAUCGAAUUUAUAUUCACCACGAUCUCAUCUUUCCACGUUCUGCGGUUCACUAUAUUUCGCAGCCCCUGAAUUAUUAAAUGCAAAAUUAUAUACUGGGCCGGAGGUGGACGUAUGGAGUUUUGGAAUUGUUCUUUAUGUACUUGUAUGUGGAAAAGUCCCUUUCGAUGAUCAAAGUAUGCCUGCUUUACAUGCUAAAAUUAAGAGAGGUGUUGUCGAAUACCCUGGAUGGUUGAGUAGCGAUUGUAAACACCUCCUUUCACGUAUGCUUGUUACCAAUCCAAUGCAUCGAGCUACUCUUGCUGAGGUAAUGAGUCAUCCUUGGAUGAAUAAAAACUAUGAUGGUCCACCGGAAAAUUACCUACCACCACGUUCUCCACUUUCCCUUCCAUUAGAUCCUGAAGUGAUACAUGGCAUGACUGGUUUUGAGUUUGGUAUUGAGCAAGAAAUUAAAUUACGUCUUGAAAAUAUAAUUAAGAGCGACUCUUAUCAAAAUUCAAUAAAAGCUCAAUAUUAUCAUCAUCAACUUGGUGGUUCAUUAGAUCAUAGGAAAAAAAGUGGAAGUUUUGAAUAUUAUCGUAAAAAAUUAUCAGGCUCGAGUGGUUCAAUCCAUGAGGAUAAAGCUAUAACGGCUGAUCCUUCUCAAGCAGUUCAUCCAUUAAUAUCAAUUUAUUAUCUUGUCAAAGAGAAAAUGGAAAGAGAUCGUUUAAUACAACAAGGUGGAAUCCCCAAAUUUGGUUCUUCAUCAUCGCUUGUUGAAACGAAUAGUAUGCAUAUUCCUCAUGUUCCAGUACCUGAUCCUUCACAUCCAAGCGAUACUGGUUUUGAUGUUAACAUGCGCGGAUCAGUACCACCUGGAACAAAUGCAACCUCACCACCAGUUGUUAGACGUGCAACAGUUCCUUCUGGAACUAGACCUCGUGCAAGAACAAGUGGUGAAGGUGAUCUACUAAAUAUGGUUACAGUUCCACCAGUAGUGGACGAGGGAGAAAUUCCUGAGGAAACUACGGAUGAAAUUAGUGGGGAGUUGAAUUAUGGUAGGAAGAGCAGCGAACAAACAACAAAUAGUAAUACCAGUUCAAGCGGUGGACUAAUAAGACGCUUGAGUUUAGCAAUAGUGGGGCUACCACGAGAUUCAAUGUCACCUCCUAUCUCACCAAAUUCAAUCGGUUCUACUUCUCCAAAAGGUCAACCUGAGCAUUUACAUCGACGUCAUGGCUCAACUCCAAGUGGUCCUAAGAGAGAUAGUUCUGGUAGUCAUCUAUCUAGCAAGAUUUCCAAUAUGUUAGCUAGGGCAACUACUGUUUCUGAAGCGGAUUAUAAACGUCAUCGUCAAAGAAGUUCGGUUGGUAGCAAUAGAUUGGUUCAUAAUAACGCUGGAAACCCUCCAAAGUCUCCUGGUACUAAAGUUCCUGUAGGCGCUUUACCACAAUUAAAUGACCCAUCUUCACAACAAGAUAGAUCUAACUUUCCUCCAAGUUCUAAUGCUACAAAUCGAGUAAUUCAUCAACGUAGUUCUUCGAUUAAUCAAGUUCCCAACCAAAAUUCACAAAGCCCAAAUGACUUUAAUUUCCCACCUUCCUCUUCACCACAUUCACCUUUACCUGGUGGCACAGCAGACUCUUGGAUUAGACCAGUAUAUCUUAAAGGAUUGUUUAGUGUAGCAACAACUUCAACAAAACCUCCAUCAAGUAUACGUCAAGAUAUAAUAAGGGUACUUGAUCGCAUCGGGGUUAAAUGGCGAGAAGGCAGAGGAGGAUUUGAAUGUGUACAUAUACCAAGUAUUGAUCUAAAAUCUAUAGUUACUAAUCAAGGAGGAAAAAAUGAUCAAUAUUCAGGAGUUACAAAUCAUCAUCAUACUUAUUUUAAUCGACAUGAACGUAGAGGAAGUCAUUCCUCGGGAAAUUCAGCGGCGUCAUCGUCAUCUUCAACUUCAUAUAAGGAUAGUUAUGCACAAGGUCAGGACCUUCAUUUCUCUGCAGAUGGUGAAGUUCGACUUUCAUUAUCACCUCCAAAUGGGGGGUUUGGAAAUAGCCAGUCUGAUAGUCAUAGCAGCGGUAGUAUUCCCUCUUCAACUGCAACUGCCAACGUUACAGAUUUAGUUGUAAGAUUUGAGAUAUUUAUUGUUAAAGUCCCAUUAUUACUUGGAGUACAUGGAUUACAAUUUCGCAGAGUUGCUGGUGAUCCAUGGCAAUACAAAAACAUGUGCUCAAAGAUCUUGGGAGAACUAAAAUUGUAGCAUAACAAAAAUUCAAAAAAAAAAAAAGUUAAUAACAUUAUUUAGAUCAAUAACUUCUUAUAUUUAUUUUUAUUAUUUAUACCAAUUUUUCAAAAAAAAAAAUUUGGUCCAAUUGUAAAUGUGUAACAAAAAAUUUUCUAGUUGUAGAUAGGUGUUUUUUUUCAUUUUACAUAUAAUAAU
Messenger RNA from Rhizophagus irregularis DAOM 181602=DAOM 197198, 3551 nucleotides. RefSeq lists its product as uncharacterized. Gene Ontology annotation, molecular function: tau-protein kinase activity; ATP binding; protein serine/threonine kinase activity. Gene Ontology annotation, cellular component: cytoplasm. Gene Ontology annotation, biological process: microtubule cytoskeleton organization; protein phosphorylation; intracellular signal transduction. The record is from RefSeq and is a predicted model, not a curated record. NCBI's taxonomy places the organism in Eukaryota, Fungi, Glomeromycota, Glomeromycetes, Glomerales, Glomeraceae.